Messenger RNA from Closterium sp. Naga37s-1, 2211 nucleotides. The record is from the annotation of a GenBank genome assembly. Lineage: Eukaryota; Viridiplantae; Streptophyta; Zygnematophyceae; Desmidiales; Closteriaceae.
AUGGCUCGAGCGGGCACUUAUUUCAAGAUGAACAAGAAUGUUGAGGUGAAUGUGAUGAUGUAUGGUGGCAACGCCAUAGUGGACUAUUCGCGAGUCAUUGACCUGGACCCCUCCAAUGCCGAAGCUGUCAGGUGGCGAGGCAUCUUGUCAUUCAAUCUAAAGUACUACUAUGCAGCUGAGAAGGACUUUCAGCAAGCCAUUCUCCUUGACCCCUCUCUGCCUUUCAUAUAUCGAGGACUAGGCCUUGCCAUAGGAGGCAGUGGGAGGUGGCGGGAUUCCCAGGCAGUGUUUGCAGAGGGUGUGAGGCUGCACCCCCAGGAUGCGGAUCUGUGGCAUUCCAAGGGGCGCGCGCACAAGGAGGUGGGCGAGGUGGCGAACGCCAUAGAGGCACUUGAGCGGGCGCUGCAGAUUCGAAAGGCAGUGGCGACCUAUCAGGAGCUUGUGGCUGUCAGCCGAUUCGUGGGUGACUACAGGGCCGCCAUACGCUAUGCACGAGAGGGGUUGAAACUGGACAGUGGAGACAUGGAGCUCGUUCAUGCCCACGCCAGCAGCCUGCAUGCCCUGGGCGACCUCGCUGAAGCUAUGCGCAAGUACCAGGCAGCGUUGGCACUGCAACCAAGGGACCAGGAGGCGCAGGCUCUCCAGCACUCCAUGUUCUACCAGGCAUGUUCUACCAGGCAUGUUUCAGCAGUGCAGUGUUUUUAUUGUGCUUUUUGUCCCACUGCCAAAGCCUCACCCGCUCCCACUCAUCUCCCUUUUUCAUAUGGUUCCCUUUCUUCCAUGCCUGUACAACUCCCCUUCUCCUCUCAGAGGGAGGUUCUGGCCUACACCAUUGCUCGCUUGCAGCAACCGCUCUCCUUCAUCCGCUUCGACUGGGACUUUACUGCUGAGUUCAGAGAGGCAUGGACCAAGAAGGACCCUAUAGCAACGCUGCCAGGCUACCAGCCCCUCUCGGUCACUGCACGCCAAUCACAGCAUGCCACGUUGCAGUCCCUGCCCAAGCUGUCACGAGAAGCGUUGGAUCUGAUCGAAGCAGCGGACAGGAUUGGCCAGCGGGCCCACUACCACUGCGAUGCUUUCAUGGAAAACAGGCAGCAGCUGCGCAUGGCAGGGCUGGCAGCACUGGACGUGAUGCAGCAGGCAAGGGCAACAUGGGAUGCUAUGGAACAGGAGCAGCAAGAGGGAGAGGAGGCAGCAGGUGGUGACAGAGUCACAGACGCUAAAACAACCAAGGAAAACGAUACACCAGGAGGAGGGGGAGGCGGCGGAGGGGUAGAAGGCAGGGAGAAGCAGAGGCAAAAGGGAAGAGACAGUUUGGCCAAGGGCAAUUGGAAAAGCAGCAGCAGCAGCAGCAGAAUCAAGAGGACAGGCAGUGGGGUGCUGAAGGGGUGGAGGGAUGUGUACGAGGUGAUCACGAGAUGGAGGCAGAUCUCCGAUCCAACGGAUGCUGUGCUCUGGAAGGACCAACUCAAGAAUCGCUUUGCGCAGGGCUUUCGGUCGUCCACGCCCAUCAAGGUGUGGGAUCUGCAGACCGUCAAGUAUUACCCUGUGUUCAACAAGUCGUUUGAGGCCAUGCGCGAGGCGCUACUGGAGUCAGAGAAGGCCUUUGCAAACAACCAGCCCUUUGCUGUGCCGCGCAACACACGUGGCGACAUGAUCACCAGGGCGGCUGACCUGCAGGCCCUUCAUCAGGCUGUGGGAAAGGACUUUCUCGUCCAAGCACCCUGCUACAGCCAUGCCGCUCCAGGGUACGCCUUCCCUGCUACAGCUGAGCAUUUGAGCAGUACUGUAUGUCCUGUUCCAUGCCCCAACCAUGAGGCGCUGUGUGCGGCAGUGCUGGACGCACACACAGAAGGAGCUGACCCGCAUCGCUACCGUCAAACAAUUCAAGACGCCAUCCUCCGGCUGGGGUACUUCUGGUUCCAGCUCAUGCCGUUGACUCGCGGGUCCGCCAUGGUGGGGGUGGUCUCCAUCCUCGGCCUGUCCAUGGCUGCUGACAUGGAAACCACAACGCUCAUCCCCCAUGGGGUGCAGGUGGACUGGGAGGCUUUACUCGUGUCUCGCUUUGAAGACUUCAAUGCCUCCAUUGCCCCAUGGCUCUUUGCCUCUACUCAAAGCUCACCCUGGGGUCUUGCCCCUAUUGAGGGCGUCUUAUCCACAACGCACCAUGUGAUUGCAGCGUUGAGCUACGAUAGAAAGCAUAAAAGGUGA